Messenger RNA from Schistosoma mattheei, 651 nucleotides. NCBI's taxonomy places the organism in Eukaryota, Metazoa, Platyhelminthes, Trematoda, Strigeidida, Schistosomatidae. The record is from the annotation of a GenBank genome assembly.
AUGAGUCAUAUCCAGAAAUUUAAUUAUUGGCCACGUUAUGUAGCUCGCUUAAUCAGGUUCCGUCCUGUUUAUCGAAAAGAACUUCUAGGUUGGCGUUUUGAAACGGAUCAUAUGUUUCAACGGCCCAAUCCUCUACCAAAUGAAAAAAAAGAAGAAAAAUAUCUACCGAUUUGGCAUUUUUCUGAGAAACCCCCUUGGAACGUUGCUAACCGCCUUUCCGAAUUCCCAUAUCCGAAUAUAACUUGGUGCGUUAUUCAUCCGAACGGUGAUCGUGUCCAAAUACUGUGUGGCCCGGAUAAAGGAAGAGUUGGUAUUGUUUCUUCAGUCUUAAAAAUCAGACGCUUGGUCUAUGUGGAUGGACUUAAUUAUCAUAUUGAUACUCAGGUUGCUCUUUUGGAUCCAUCAAAUAAUGAACCUUGCAAGUGCUCCUGGCGGUACACUGAAGAGGGAAAUCGGGUCCGUGUUUCUCUACAAACAGGUCAUGUAAUCCCUCUACCAGCUGCAGCCAGACAUUUAGAUGACUUAACCGAUCCUAAAACAGCUGUUGUCAGUCCAAAAGAUACUUGUGAACCAGUUGUUUGUAAUGUAUCCUCAAGUCUCUCACUUCGACAUCAGAUGUCAAUUUCGAAAAGAGUUUGCUCAAAGAUUUAA